This is a messenger RNA of Thalassophryne amazonica, 1994 nucleotides long. It is a transcript of the gene mlpha, whose product is annotated as melanophilin a. Gene Ontology annotation, cellular component: cortical actin cytoskeleton. Lineage: Eukaryota; Metazoa; Chordata; Actinopteri; Batrachoidiformes; Batrachoididae. The record is from RefSeq and is a predicted model, not a curated record. The transcript is spliced from 18 exons. Gene Ontology annotation, biological process: intracellular protein transport. Gene Ontology annotation, molecular function: myosin binding; actin binding; small GTPase binding. Bases 16 to 1815 code for a protein of 599 amino acids.
AGUGUCAAAUCUGUCAUGGAUCGUAAGCUGGACCUGUCCCGUCUGACAGACGAGGAGGCUAAACAUGUGUGGGAGGUCAUCCAACGAGACUUCAACCUCCGCAGGAAAGAGGAGGAGAGACUCAGGGAGCUGAAGACCAAGAUUGAGAUAGAGGAUACAAAGCGUGAGCUGCUGUCUUCUCAGAACAAACUGACCGAGUCACUGUGUAUCCGCUGCUUACAGCCCUUCAAGUUCUUGGUGAACAGUAGGCGGCGCUGUCUGGACUGUCACAUGUUUGUCUGUAAGUCAUGUAGUCACUAUAACAAGAAGGAGCACAGCUGGGUGUGCGACAACUGCCGUAUGACCAGGGUGCUAAAGAUUGGUACUUUAGGGUUGUACAAUGACAACAUACGAAACCGCUUCAAGUGUUUUGGCAGUGCUAAGGUGAUGAGGUCACUGUACAAGAGGCUAAAGGGAGAAGGAGGCCGUGAUGAUGACACUCACAGCAUGCCAGACGCUCGCAGCAACACAUACAACGAUCAUGAGGAUGUCUACGUGGAGGCCGAAUCUCAGCGCUACAAACGGAUGAGGAAGAACAAACGUCUGCUGUCCGUCCAUCCCAUGGACUUUGACUCUGAGGAGUAUUUACCACAUUCACGGCGACAGUCUGUCCAGAAGCAGGAAGAAAGAGGAUACAGGAAUGACACAGAUUACGACAUGUACAACCACCGAAUGAACCGCAGGAAGAGCCUGGACCGCUACGCCGUCAGGCCCGAAGAAUAUAGCGACAGCAGGAUGGUUCGUACUCGCUCUCUGUCCAAGAUCAGUUCAUCUGUUGCCCGGCAACAGUAUGUGGACACCUCCGACGAGGAGGAGAAUCAGCGCAUGCCCUCAAUGUAUCUACAGCCCCCAUAUCACCGCCGCAACAGUUGCACCUUGUCCCAGGAGAACCAGGGCCAGGCUCCACCUAUUAAUGAGCUGAAUAAACGAAUGUUUGCUAUUGAAAGUCUGCUGAGCCGCCUGGAGAAGAAGAUGACGCCGCUCACAGAUGAGCCUUCAGUGUCCGCGGGUCAGAAUGAGGAGGAGAAGCUGAGGAGGAAGCUGAGUGAGCUGGCAGGAGACCUCAGUGAUAAGAGUUUGUCUUCAGACGAGGACAUUUGCAAAAAGAUGUCUUCUCUGCUCAAAGGGUUCCAAAGUGGCCCCACUGGGUCCCAUCGUGGCCCUGCAGCACUUGUGGAUCCCCUGACAGAACGCAAGCUGAGCUCAUCCAGUGAAGAGACGCCCACAGAGGCUCAGAAGAAAUCUACAGCUGCUGCCCUCUGUGACCUCACCACUGAGGUCCUGAGAACCAUUAAUGCCACAGAAAAUGUGAUGGUCGAGUACGGUGUCUCAGAGCCGUCCGACAGACCCCAGCUAGUGGCCGCUGAUGCAAAGCAGGCAGAUGAUGCUUUCAGGGGACUUGAGGAAAAUGUGUACAUCGCAGCAGGUCAGUCAUACGAGCUGGAGACGAACCUGCGGCUGUUGGAGCAAAAGGCCAAGAAUCGCUUUGGAGGAACAACAGACUCUGAACUGUCUGAGUUGGAGGAAGCGGUGGCGAUGACCUUCGCGAGGGUUCAGAGUGCUGACAGUGAGGUGUCAGAUAUAGAAAAUAAGAUCGCUGUACUCAGUGCUGCAGGUUCAAAAAAAAAGGUUUCAGGGUCACAGCAGAGGAAGAAGACAACGCCGGACUUUCACAGCGGAGGCACAGCUGGCGGCAAAGCGUGCGGCGAGGGCCGAGGCACGAGAGAUAAGGAUGAAGGAGCUCGAAAGACAGCAAAAGGAGAUGUCCGACGAUGACGAGCAGAUGUCCGCUGGGAGUCGUGGCAGCCUCAGGGUGGAGGAGCGUUCUGACAGAGACAUCCUGGAUAAAGGCUCCAGGACGGUGUCCACUCUGUCUGCUGCCACCCUGGCAUCACUAGGUGGAGUUUCGUCCCGCAGAGGAAGUGGUGACACAUCAGUCUCCAUGGAAACGGAGG